GUGGAUUUUGCGCUGAAGGUGGUCCAGUGGUCGGAAUCGGAGACAGUACGACUGCAGCUCUGGGACAUUGCAGGGCAGGAACGCUUCACAUCCAUGACCCGGCUGUACUACAGGGAGGCAUCAGCCUGCAUCAUCAUGUUUGAUGUCACCAACGUCAGCACGUUCAGCAACAGCCAGAAGUGGAAGCAGGAUCUGGACAGCAAGCUGAUGCUGCCAGAUGGGAACCCCGUGCCUUGCCUGCUGCUGGCCAACAAGUGUGACCUUUCCCCAUGGGCAGUGACAAGAGACGAAGUGGAUCGGUUCAGCAAAGAAAACGGCUUUUCCGGUUGGGUGGAGACGUCUGUCAAGGAAAACAAGAAUAUCAAUGAGUCCAUGAGAGUCCUGAUUGAAAAGAUGAUGUCCUCAUCCACCGGUGAUGGAAGCUCCUCUGCUGCUGGGAGUGGGGAUUAUAUUAACAUAAAAGAGACCGCCCCGCCAGGCUGGGCGUGCUGUUAG
This is a messenger RNA of Opisthocomus hoazin, 495 nucleotides long. The record is from RefSeq and is a predicted model, not a curated record. NCBI's taxonomy places the organism in Eukaryota, Metazoa, Chordata, Aves, Opisthocomiformes, Opisthocomidae.